AUGUUACCCCACAGAAAUGGAAACCUCUCAGUGAUGCCUUUUCAGGAGUUUGUGCUGGAGGGAUUUGAGAGUGGUUUGCAGACCCAGGCCUGGCUCUUUGCUCUGUUCCUUGUCUUGUACAUGGUGGCCAUACUGGGGAACCUCACCAUGAUCAUGGUCAUCACCCUGGAUGCCCGGCUGCACUGCCCAAUGUACUUUUUCCUCAAGAACCUCUCCUUCCUGGACUUGUGCUACUCAUCUGUCAUCUACCCCAAGACCUUAGCCAAAUUCCUGUCCUUGUCCAAGGUCAUCGUCUUUGAGGGACGCAUGAUCCAGUUCUUCUUCUUCUCCCUACUGGGCACCACUGAGGGAUUCCUCUUGGCUGUGAUGGCCUAUGACCGCUUCAAGGCCAUCUGCAGCCCCCUGCACUACCACAUCACCAUGUGCCCCUCUGCUUGCAUCUGCCUGGUGCUGGGCUCCUACUGUGCAGGCUCCUUCAACUCCAUUGUGCAGACCAGCUUCACCUUCAGCCUCCCGUUCUGCAGCUCCAACCACAUCGACCACUUCUUCUGUGAUGUGCUCCCCCUGCUCAAGCUUGCCUGUGCUGACACAGACCUCAAUGAACUCCUCUUAUUUGGCCUCUGUGACCUCAUCAUCGUAGGCACCACACUCGUGGUCCUCAUCUCCUAUGGCUACAUCACAGUGACCAUCCUGAGGAUGCGCUCUGGAGCAGGGAGACACAAGCUCUUCUCCACCCAUGUCCCCCACAUGACAGCCGUGUCCCUCUUUUAUGGGACCCUUUUUGUCAUGUAUGCCCAGCCGGGACCUGUGGAGUCCAUGGAGCAGGGCAAGGUGGUCUCUGUCUUCUACACCCUGGUUAUCCCAAUGCUCAACCCCCUCAUCUACAGUCUGAGAAACAAGGAUGUGAAGGAUGCCCUGUGGAGGCUGGGUCAGAAGUGCACAGCCACGUGA
Messenger RNA from Hippopotamus amphibius kiboko, 951 nucleotides. Its product is annotated as olfactory receptor 12-like. The record is from RefSeq and is a predicted model, not a curated record. Bases 1 to 951 code for a protein of 316 amino acids. Lineage: Eukaryota; Metazoa; Chordata; Mammalia; Artiodactyla; Hippopotamidae. Gene Ontology annotation, molecular function: odorant binding; olfactory receptor activity; G protein-coupled receptor activity. Gene Ontology annotation, cellular component: membrane. The transcript has a single exon. Gene Ontology annotation, biological process: sensory perception of smell; G protein-coupled receptor signaling pathway.